This is a messenger RNA of Micropterus salmoides (largemouth bass), 4611 nucleotides long. RefSeq names its product transmembrane protein 91 (gene tmem91). Bases 1692 to 2429 code for a protein of 245 amino acids. The record is from RefSeq and is a predicted model, not a curated record. Gene Ontology annotation, cellular component: membrane; intracellular membrane-bounded organelle. The transcript is spliced from 4 exons. NCBI's taxonomy places the organism in Eukaryota, Metazoa, Chordata, Actinopteri, Centrarchiformes, Centrarchidae.
GUGGAGGAAGAGAGAGAGGAUAGAAAAAGAGCUGUGUUUGGAAAGUCAGGGAAAGUUGACACCGUGUAAGACGCACUGGUACCGCAACGAGGAUUAAUGAAAGACCUUCUACUUUCUGUGAGGAGGAGAGAGAGCGAGCCGAGCGGCAUGCAAAAGAAGAUGCCUUGCAGGGGGAAGGGAAGUCUUUGACACAGCAUGCAUAUGCUGCCAGGCUGCACAGGUGUAAUAGGUGCGUCUGCAUGUAUACACAGCCUCAUCAGCAAAGCUCGACGGAGGGAUGCCGACAAGUUUGACUCACGCACUGUAACUCAACCUUCACAUCCCCUUUCUCUCUCACAAACACACUCCGUUCGUAUCUAGACAUAGGAUAUACACACACACCUUCUGCACGUACCCACGCUAAAACCAAGCAAAUCGGCAGAUCCGUGUGUAACAGCAUUCAGUCCUGUGGAUGGUUAAAACUGGAUUCCCCCUUUUCUUCUCGGAGGACUCAUCCCGAGAACAGGACAGGACGAAGCAGGACGGAUCUCAGUUUCCAACUUAAAGACCUCUUCAUCCUCAUCUGAGAACCGAAUAGAGAGCUACCCGUCCGUCCUGAGUGAAACCCUCUAAAGGUGGACAGGGUACAUUAGAAAUACAUGUUCCAAAGGAGCGCUGCUGUGGCAAGCAGCGAACCCACAACCAUAAAUCAACACUGUUGGACUUUGAUUUUUUCAUUAUUACUUCGCAGAGACACAGACAUGUUGGCAGGCCUGCUGACCUGCGAAUGUGCAACAUAGGAUUCUAUUUCUGGAGCCUCAUUGCUUUUACAGAUUAACUGCCCUCAAAUAUGGCCCCAAUCCAUUCAUUCCACCACUAGUUUGACUGCUGCCGAAGGUUCUGCAUAUUCAAGCUUCAAAAGAACCCACUGUGCGUCAGUCGAGUCAUUUGAAGACCCACUGGCCCGUUUUUCAAAAGCAGUGUCAGUUUUUUCAGACUCCUGCAGAGGAACAAACACAUGGCUGUAUGACAGGACAUCUUUAAAGUCGUUUUUGUUAUUUUCCUCACAAUCGUUUCCCAAAUCACAAGUCAUUGCCCAUUUCAAAUCUAGAAAAACUGAAGGGAAAGAUUGACGUCCAAAGCUUUGACGCUAAUACCAUGACACUUCCAUUAAGACUUUUAUUGCAAGAGACAUUUUCCAUGAGUUCCUGAGGGCAAAUCACACUGAAAUCCCAUUGCCCAGUGUUUUCAUUAGCCUGUCUUCGGCGAAUCAAGGUCUUCCAUCAUCAGAAGUGACAUUUCCAUAUUGAAUGAGAGCGAAAGUAGCUUCCAUUAGCAUAUUCAUGAACAGUGACACUCUCAAUCAUGUGAAAAGGAAGACAUGGUGCAAACCCUGAGCCAUCAAGCCCUGGAACAAAUAGUUUAUGACAUGUGAGGAAAGAAGGAUCUGGAAUCCCCCUUAACAACCUUAGCACAUCCCUUAGCACAAAGGAGAAAGCGACCACUGGCACAUUAAGGAUAUUUCAGCCAUAAACCUGAAAUGUGUUGUUGGCCUAUGGACCAAGGCCUAUAAUAAGAGAAAAAUUAAAGAAUAGGAUUAAAGAUGGAUUAUCACUGAAACCCACUGGACACUCUUUAGGGAGACACUUAAGACCAAGUUGUAGAUUACAUUUGGUUGUUGAUGUGGUGGCCUCUUGUGUGGUGAGAGAGGGAUGGAGAAUCUAGAUGAGCUGGAGCACCCUCUUCUGGAAGAAAACCCCAAUAACAGCCGGGCAUCAGGGCCGGGGCUGGGGCCGGGGACUGGACAGGCCUCCAGCGGGCUGUUCAAGAGCAUCUUGGUUAAGUGUGAGGAGGACAGGGCCUACCCUCCUUUAGCGUGGAGGAGCUAUUGUGGACAUCCACCUGAGCUUCAGCAGCAACAGCUACUAGACCCUUGCUCCUUACCUCGCACACUGGAGUCCUUUUACCCACCAGCCCCCAUCUGGGGCCAUGCAGACUCCCUGCUCAGCAAAGACUACCUAGAGACCACCUUUGUGGACAUUCGGCCCGGCUCCACACUGGAAAGGAAGCUGCUGGCCGAGACGCAGGACUACCACAGUGUGUCCUACAGCAUGGAUGAUGAGGAUGACCUGCUUCCUGACUCUGACGACUCAUCCAUUGAUGACUUCAGUGAUACAGACAGCGAGAGCAACUUCCCUCUGAUGAUCCCUCAGGACUACCUGGGUCUGGCCUUUUUCUCCAUGCUCUGCUGCUUCUGGCCCCUGGGCAUUGCUGCCUUCUACCUUUCACAGAAGACCAACAAGGCAUCGGCUCAGGGGGAUUUUCAGGGGGCCAAUGCAGCGUCUCGCCAGGCCCUGUGGCUCUCGGUGCUCUCCAUUGUGUUUGGAAUCAUAACGUACAUCUGUGCCAUCGCUGCGUUGAUUUCCUACCUGUCUGGCAAACCACCAUAAAAGCAACUUUUGCACAAGGAUACACACACAAAAAACAUACCUCUCGCACAUUUCAUGAAUAUCAACAUGUCGCCUGUAAAUGUAAAAUAAUCACAGUCUUUGUCUGUCGACCCUAUUUGCAGUUAUGUUUUAAAAGCAGAGAACAGACAGUGAAAACCACAGGAGAGCUGGUGUGUAUUUUAUAAUCACUUCUAAUUGGAUUGGGACAUAAUUUAACUCAGAGGGCAUUCCUCGCACGUGAAGAAAAAUAAUUGAAAAAGAAGUUAUACAAUAUCACUCCAUGUAGAAUAUUCAGUCUGUCAGGACUGAACUUAUCUGUUAUCCUUUAAAUCUGUGCUGUAGUCGUCCUCACGUGUUAAGCAUUGCUGAAGUAAAACAAAAAACUGUGACAACAAAUGCAGAUGUUAUCACUGUAGAUAUCACUGUCACAAUAACAAUGGAAGAAUAAUGAGAAGCAGAAAGUGAAGAGAGGGGAUAUGUGGCCUUGUCUGCCUGGGAGGAGCCAAGCGGAGGGCAGUAUACGGCGGUGGAGUCUGCAGAUUUAUGAGAAGGUCACAGCAAGGACGUGGCACUGGCUAAAUCCUGAUGGACCUUGCUGUGGGAGGGCCUGAGCCAGCACUGUCGCUUGUGGGGGGAAAAGCUGGUGAUGGUUUCAGAGCCCAAGAGCUUUUUAUAUAUAUAUAUAUAUAUAUAUAUAUAUAUAUGAGGGACCAGAAGCAAUAACCCAGAAUUUCUUGCUGCUCCUCCAGCCAGAGCGAGGGACCCACGUGGAAACACUGCACAUGUACAUUGAUCAACCCAUCCUGAUAUAAUUUAGCAUCACUCACUGUUUAGCUCCAGAAAAGGACUGAUUUUGCUUUGUCUAUGCCAAGUUGAAUAAGUAUAUUUAUGUUGAAAUACACAACAUAUGAAAAAUACAAAUAGUGCCAUUCUUUAAGAAAAUAAAAAUAAAUGGAGUUCAGGAGUUUUCAAAUGAAAUGCAAGGUGAUGUUAAACACAGGCUCUGGAUAUAGAGGUAAAGGAGCUGCUUCUACAUACAGUGCUAGGAAAUGAUGACAUACACACGGGGGUGCAGAGCUGCAAUGAAAAGUGCCAAAAAUACAGAAGAAACUCUUAAGGAUGCUCCUUUUAUGAGCUAUUCCAUUAAUAGAAGCAACCAGUCUGCAACUCCACGCUCCCCAAAUAUAGAUUCUGCUAUUUUCUCCUCCAAAAUGAGGACUGAAAUCCUUCAGGAACUUGCUUCUUGCAGUAUGACAACUUAAAAAAUGAAGUUGUCUACUUAAGCAAACACAGCAGCAUUUUGUUCAAGUGAGCAAAGGGGUAAAAAUAAAUGUUGCAAAAAGUAGUCUAUCAAGACAACUAGUGCUCAGCCGUGUGAUGCAUGAGUCAGUAAAAAACAAAUCUCUUUUUCGGUCACAACAGAAAACUGCAUGGCGAGUUUGUAGUUUGUCAAGUACAAACCUGCUCCAAGCUUCAAUCACUUCCUUCAUUUGGUCCUGAUUUAUUGCAAAAAAAACUCUGGCUGUAUUGGUUUGAGCUUAAAUGUCAUUAACAAAACAUAGAGUGAACAAAGGGACCUCCAAGAAAAUACAAUACAAUGACUACAAGGUAAAAGUUGAUAUUUUAUAUUUAGAUGUAUAGUUUUUAUAGUCCACAACUGAACUACAAGCAACUCAAAUCUGAUGUUUUCUCCAAACCCAGUGUUGUAACAAACCUAGGUGACUAUUAGUGUGUAUGUAGAUACACGUGAUAUCAGUGUCUAAACCUUAUCAGCUAUCAUGUUGAUGUGCUGCGAUACAGCUGCACUAACUGAGGUCACACAGUGUCGUACAGUUCUGACAAUCCUGAACCAUCCUCUGUCUCCACUGGACAUUUGUGUCAAUUCAAAAAAUGUCCCGUUUUUACAGCUGCGUUACCACAAUUAGUGAUUUGUACGGAAUCAUUAAAUGUGGAUUGCCUUGAUUGAUCACACUGUCAUGAGACUGGCUCUGGUCAGAUGUGUCUCACUUUGUAUCACUACAGAAAACACACUGGACAACUCGUGUCAAUAAAGGUCAAUGGUUGUGGCAAGUCAAAUUUAUUAAUACAAGAGAUAUUCAGUUAUUUCCCUGUUCACAUCCUUGUAUUACAUGUAAAUAUUAAGCUGAAAAAUCAAUGAACCCCAAUAAAUGCACUUGUUUGA